This is a messenger RNA of Kluyveromyces lactis, 966 nucleotides long. RefSeq names its product CAAX prenyl protease (gene RCE1). Bases 1 to 966 code for a protein of 321 amino acids. Gene Ontology annotation, cellular component: endoplasmic reticulum membrane. The transcript has a single exon. The record is from RefSeq and is a predicted model, not a curated record. Gene Ontology annotation, molecular function: metalloendopeptidase activity. Gene Ontology annotation, biological process: CAAX-box protein processing. NCBI's taxonomy places the organism in Eukaryota, Fungi, Ascomycota, Saccharomycetes, Saccharomycetales, Saccharomycetaceae.
AUGUUUUCAAGACCAGCUGAUGUAGUGGCGGUGUAUAUAUCACUUUCAUACGUGGUUGCGGUACACACUGUAUCCAGAGAUGUUAAUGAAUUCAAGAUCAGGAGAGAUGACCCUAAGGUAAUAAAAGCAAGGAUGAAAGCUGUCAUUGCCUUAUCCGCGUUCCACUUGACCACCAUCCCACUACUUCUCAAAUACAUGAACGGGGAUUCAAUCCAGAACACCUUGUUACGCUUUGGUUUACUUCCAGGGUUCCUUAACGAAACCGAAACCGGCCUGCCAAGUUGGGUCCCCUUCAAUUAUUUCAAAGAUUCAUCUCGUCACUUGUCGCUUGCAAUAGUGUUAUAUUCCACUCCGUUAUUAGAUUCACUGCUACAUUACUGUUUCCUGCCGGAUAAGAGUUACAAAGAUAUCAUAAGUGAUAUUUGCUGCGAAUUUUCUACUAUUUGGGGGCUCAGAGACUAUAUCUUCGGUCCUAUAACUGAAGAAUUAUUUUACACAUCGAUGAUGUUGGUGGCUUACUUGAGACUUGGUGAUUCAUCUCAGUAUGACGCGAAUUAUUUGACAUUAAUCGUCCCUAACCUGUUUGGGAUAGCACAUGUACACCAUGCGUUUGAACAAUACUCUCUAGGGAUCAUGAACCUUGCCAAUAUCAUCUUCAUCACUUUAUUGCAAAUGUCCUACACCUGGCUCUUUGGAUCCUUUACCAACUACCUAUUCCUCAAUAGCUCAGGAAACCUAUGGUCCUGCAUCUUGAUUCAUACCUUCUGUAACUACAUGGGAUUACCUCAGGGAAACACUUUUUCGAAGGCAUACGCAUUGGUGCCAAUAGAAAAGAGAUCCAAUUUGGGGACCUUAUUCUCUUCUGUUUGGAGGCUCCUAUAUUUGCCAUUGUUGGUCAUUAGCAUUGUUCUAUUCAAGAAUAAUUUGACUUCCUUAACUGCAGGCACAUAUGAACCCAUUGUAUAA